GGAGAGAGAGAGAGGGGGGGGGGAGCAUUAUACGGUCCAGAUAUCAGCUCUUAACACACAAGGCAGGCACUCCAUUUUUCCUUUACUCUGCUUUUUUUGGCUCUGCCUGCACCACCACAAACAAUCUCUGAUACGAUUCAGCGAGGAUAACACGUCCUGGGAGAAGGGAGAAACACACAGAGAAUUAAACAGCCUCGACAAAAGCAAGGCGUCUCUAUCAGCUGUGAAGUGUGAGAAAGAGAGAGAGAGAGAGAGAGAGAGAGAGAGAGAGAGAGAGAGCAAGAAAGGGGGAGAGAGGUAGAGUGGAAAUAAUCAAAUAAAUCCCAGGGAGGACAGAGAAAGAGGGAGGGAUCGUCAGAGAGAGGAAGAGGAGGGGAUGUAGCAGUGUGUAUCCUUGCCGGCUCAUCACACAUACACACACAUACACACACAGACAUGUACACACACAUAGACACUCACACUUAGCCUGGAUAAUGUGCUGAAAGAGGUGGAGAGAAAGGAAGAAAGCAAACCGAAUCGAUCUAUCGCCGCGGGGCCAGAAGAUGGAGGAAACUCUACCGAGUCAACGGACACCUCUUCCAGGCCAAGCGCUUUAACAGGAAAGCCUACUGUGGCCACUGUAGUGAAAGGAUAUGGGGGCUGGGCAGGCAGGGCUACAAGUGUAUCAACUGCAAACUGCUGGUCCAUAAGCGCUGUCACAGACUCAUCCCUCAGACCUGCCAAAGGCUUAUGGAUCCAGUCAUGCCAUCACAGGAGCCCCCUUCAGAUGCCAAGAGUGAGGAAGUGGACCUUCCACCAGAUGACACAGAGGACACAGACGGAAUAUCUUUUUUACCACACAACUGUUCCUUGGAUAAAACAGAAGAUGCAGAAACAGAGGACAUUAAAGCAGUAGUGGAUGGCAUCGACGGCAUCAAGCUGUCCCAGGACCUGGCUCUGGGCCUGGGGGACUUCGACCUGAUCCGAGUGAUCGGGCGUGGCAGCUACGCCAAGGUGCUGCUGGUUCGGCUAAAGAAGAACAAGCAGGUGUACGCCAUGAAGGUGGUGAAGAAGGAGCUGGUCCACGAUGAUGAGGAUAUCGACUGGGUGCAGACAGAGAAGCAUGUGUUUGAGCAGGCGUCCACCAAUCCAUUCUUAGUAGGCCUCCACUCCUGUUUCCAGACAGAAAGUCGGUUAUUUCUGGUGAUUGAAUAUGUUAACGGCGGGGACUUGAUGUUUCAUAUGCAACGACAAAGGAAGCUCCCUGAAGAACAUGCAAGAUUUUAUGCUGCUGAAAUCUGUAUCGCUCUGAACUUCCUGCAUGAAAAGGGCAUCAUCUACCGAGAUCUGAAGCUGGACAACGUUCUCCUGGAUCACGAGGGACACAUCAAGCUCACAGACUACGGCAUGUGCAAGGAGGGGAUCAGACCAGGUGACACCACGAGUACCUUCUGUGGAACGCCCAACUACAUUGCACCUGAGAUCCUCCGAGGAGAGGACUACGGCUUCAGUGUGGACUGGUGGGCUCUGGGCGUGCUGAUGUUUGAGAUGAUGGCUGGGCGGUCACCGUUUGACAUUAUCACCGACAAUCCAGACAUGAACACAGAGGAGUACCUUUUUCAAGUUAUUCUUGAGAAGCCCAUUCGCAUCCCAAGGUCUCUGUCAGUGAAAGCUGCCAGCGUGCUCAAGGGCUUUCUAAACAAGGAUCCCAAGGAGCGGCUGGGUUGCCAGGUCCAGACAGGCUUCACAGAUCUCAAGGCACACACAUUUUUCCGCAGUAUAGACUGGGAACAGCUGGACAAGAAAGAGAUGACGCCGCCCUUCAAACCUCAAAUCACCGAUGACUACGGCCUCGAAAACUUUGACACGCAGUUUACUAAUGAACCAGUGCAGCUAACACCAGACGAUGAGGACGUCAUCAAGAGAAUAGACCAGUCAGAGUUCGAGGGAUUUGAAUACAUCAACCCCCUGCUGCUAACCACUGAGGAGUCUGUAUGAGGGGGAGACCAGCUUCCUCCUUUCGCCCACCUACUGUCUGUCCAAGCUGCCGUCUCAGCCAAAAAAACACUCGCAGGCCAACUCUGAAAGGCGAGGAGGGGGGAGAGUAAAAGGGGGAGGACCAACUCACCCUCUGGACCUUUUUCAACACGGCAAAGCAAACUGGAGAACGGGGACGUUUCCCUGCCUGGGCCAUUCAGACAGUUUUGUUGGAAUACCAAACUCUUCUUUUCUUGGCUUCUACAAGGAAAGCAAAAGACACUGGACUUCACCAACAUUCCCUGACGUUAUGUUGCCUUCCCCUUUUUUCUUCCCCCCCCCCCUCCUUCGGCUUCAUUCCUGUUUCUCCUCUCUGAAUGUCCAUCCUCGUGUCAAAGCACGGCCGUCUUUGCGAUUUGAACGGAGAGAGCGGUUUUCAUUCUGUGCCUGCCGUCACAAACGCAUUUCAACCCGUCUCACAUCCCUGGAUAAAUAUGACAGUUCUGCUGAAGAACUUGAAAUUUUAGAUGCACUUUGUUUUUGUAAAUUUUGUUUUUUUUUUCCUAUAUUGUAGGGGGGGGGGGGGGAGCCUCACACAAAACAAGAAUGUACAAUGAGAAAGAAAACAUAAGUUAUUAUUGUGUAUUAUAGUGUAGGUAGUGAAUCCAGAAUUGAGGAUGCCUUUUUAUUGAUGCAAGUGGCACAUUUUCAUCGUAACCACAAACGGUUCUUUUUAUUAUCUUUAGGAUUGUCACAAACAACAGGGGUGGGGGGGGGAGGGGAGGGGGGAAACGGACGCUUACUGGGAGACAACUUUUUAUUUAAGAAGUGCCUCAAAGAUCGUUUUAAUUACCAUGUCUCUGAUUGCACUUAUCUUUCAUUGAAACAUUUCUUCACCCAUCCCUGGCUUCAUUCAUGAAGACCGACCGAAUCCACGGCUAGACUCUUCACAGCGUUGGUCCAGACCAACAAGUUUUUGUGGAACCACUAUUUUUGGAGCACGGUAGCCUGCCUCAGUCCCGACACUCGACUGAAUCUUGUUAUUUUUUAAUGAGUCAAUUCAAAUUAUCAGUGUACAAGUGAUCAUGUGUGACUGGUCUGUGAGUCACAGGAGAAGCUUUCAGGCUAACAUCCGAUACAACGACAACUGGGGGCAAGUAGAGACUAAAUGACCCCAAUGAUCAUUUAGAAAUGUCACCUAUGGGUGUCGUGCAGCAGGCAGCACCCAUACAGGUCUGAGUAGGGUUGGGCAUGGGUUAGAUUUGAACAAUUCUUCUUCCUUUCGAUUCCGCUUCUUAUCAAUUUCGAUUCUUUGAGGGGUGGAGUUGAAACGGGUCACAUGCUUAUUCCACAGAUGAGAGGAACAUUUUUUAUUUUGAUUCCAUGGUGGUUUACAGUUUUACUCAACUUUUUCAACGUAAACUAAAACCACACUUUACGGUGUCAGUAAGUGUGGCCGCCAAGGAAACCAAAACUCGCGCGUGUAAAAUUUGGAAUCGAUGGUCGGAUUUGAAACCCAAUCCUAGUCCUGUAUAUGUGUAUAAACGAUAUACACAGGCCACGGUAUACUCGCUGCCAAUUCCAGUCUGGCAGCUGUAGAGAAACAUGAUAUCAGGUCUUCAGCUGAACCACAACGCUGUGCAUUGGCUUCAGCCUCCGCCGUGUGUUCAGGCUUGCUGGCCGAGCUACCAGCUACCGCUGCAUGACCAUCUGCAGCCGGGCCCGAGUGUCAUGUGACCGGUUGCUUGUACUUUCUUGUGGAAAUGAGUCUCCAUUUCCAUUUCUGGGCCCAUCGUGUGUUUCCAUCUCCGCACUACGGCUGGCUUUACACCGUGCAACUACAGCUCAGUGCAACUUACAUCCCUCCAUUGUUUCUUUGCUUGUGUACGUCCAAGGACAUGACUAAACUCUCUCUGCAGUCAGAAAUCAAAAGAGUGAUAUUCAAAUGUAUUGGUAAACACAUUGAUUAAGAAUUAACGCAGAUUCCUUUUAACGCCACUAAUUUGUUUUUCUUCCAAUUAACACACGUACAGUACGUUCUGUGAUUUCGCUCAACCAGGAAGCUGCAGCAGUAAUGUUGUGGACAAUGUGCCUUCUUGGCAACUUUCCCGCUAUUUAUAGCAACUUUUCGGACCCUCUUAGCGACUUAUAAAUAUAUGUAUGUUGUAAUUCAUCCCCAUCAGAGACGAGAUGCAUAAACGGGACUGGAUGGCUUGAGCGGAAAUGGAUGAAUAACAUGAGUGUCAAAUGGCAAAUUGAGUUUUAAAACCCUUCCAGAUGGUUCUGGAGUUAUUUGGAUGUACUGUUGAUUUGAAGAGUUACCACCGGAGUACAGCCCGUCUCAAAUAUUUCUUAAGCAUUAAAAACCUGGGUUAGUGUUCACAAUGGACAAUCAUGCGAUUAAUCCUGAUUUAAAAUGCAAUCGAUUGACAGCCCAAUAUAAAACUGGAUAUAAUAUUGUUAUUUCUAAAAGAAAUAGAAGCAGGUGUUCAGAGCUCCAUCAGAAAGGCUCCGGGCCGAUCGCGGGUCUCUGUUCCUCUUCAAUUAAAUGCGCUGUCGAUAUCUUCUCUAACAGACGCGAUGGUGGAUCUGCACAUCUCAGUUCUCCAGCGGCGGCCGUCUUUGUUGUAAACAAAUUCCACCCGCCUGUCCUCGUCGAUGUAGUGCCGCGUGUCACGUAGCUGUCCGCUGUGAGCGCCGUCCAGCAGACAGCCACGAACUCAGAAAAAAACAAACCUUUAACACAAGUUAUGUGAAGAAGAUUGUAUCGCCUAUUUUCUUUUACAAUGCAAAAAAAAAAACAUGUUUUAAAUAGGCUAACCUGUUUAUUUUUUAGUUUUAAUCUUGUGUUUAACUGGUGAAUGAAUGGUUUAUUUUUGUGUCUGGCGGCUGACUGGCCCAUCCUUUUAAUAGGAUUAUUAAGACACAUUUAAAGAAACACUUUCCUAGUGCUGACACAAAACAAAACGUGUACAUAAAGGGUACAAGUAGGGUGCACACAGUAAGUACGUAGAUCUACUGAGCGUCUCUGGACCGGUCUGCCCCCUUACAGCUGGAACACACCUCACACACACAGCGUCGCAUAGCAGACACGUGCCUGAUCUCUAUAUCUCCGAUAGAAAGAGACAGGAUGAGAUGAUAACUGUGGUAAUUGUAGUGUGUGUGUGACGGUGUGAGACUGCUUGACACAUUGCUUGUGUAUCGCGCAGUAAUUAGAGGAGAUACCAGAAUUUUUUCUGUAGCCGGACAGAGCGGAUAACGGUGCAGAUCCACCUGGCCGUGGGACAUUUCUGUUCAAAAAGAUGGCCGAUGCCCGUCUUUAUGCAAAUUACAAAAUGCAGCAUAACACAUGCACCACAACACAAAUAGCUGUGCUACGCAGCGCUUAAACGUUGGGUGUGUUCCAGCUGUUAGUGUCAGCUACUUGGCUGGUUAUCAAAGCUCAAAUAUCAAAACAUCAGAUCUAAAUCAUUCAAAUUCAGACUGUAUUUUAUUCCGUCUUUUUUUUUUUCUCUACAGACUUUGUUUAUUAUUUAACACUGAUGCAUUGAGCACUUUUUUCAAACUGAAAAGAAGAGUUAAAGUAUUAAGUAUAAGUACUGGCAUUUGUACCGAAUCUUGAGUAUCGUAUUUGCAUUAAUUCAUGACUACGUAGGUUAAUGCUCGUCCCGAUCCAGAGGUUGCCAUGGAAGAGGUUGCCAUGGAUGCGUUUGGAACCUGCAGCCGACAGUUGCCCGGUGUAAAGCCAAGCCGACAAAUGUCGGUCAGCUCUCGAACAUCAGGUCACCCGUCAAAUCCUGAUUCUCACCCCCCCCCCCACCAAGCUGCCGGUGCAGAGUUUGCACAAGCCUGGAGUUUUAGUUUUUCUGUAUACACUGAGGUUUUGGGCCGUUUUAAGUUCAGUCAAAUAGAUUUUUACAUUUAUACACAGCAGUAGAGUUGGGCGGUAUCCAAAUUUCAAUACCGUCAAACCUCCUCCUGAUUUUACCGCGGUAUACCGUAUUACCCAUUAAAAAUUGGGAUGUAAGGCUCAGACUCCCUUCUCAUUAGGGUGGAACCCAACAUGCUGCCAAACUGCAGACCAGGUCCCCCGGUGCGCGGCUUGCCAUCUUUACCCCCCCCUCUUCCACACUGUCACGUGAUGACAACCACACAUGAGCAUUUUUAGGCAUUAAAUAAAUUAGAUUUAAUCCUUGGCUCCUAUGUACUUUAAGUGCAUUGCAUUUUUUAUUUUUAUGACGGUACUGAAACUGAUACCGACCCUGCGGUAUACCGCCCAACCCUACACAGCAGGCACACAUAUUUGUAACCAAAUUCACGAGGCGUUUUCUGUUAAAAGCCUGGGAUCUAAUCACAUGCGCUACACAUCUGAAUAGCAACUACAAAGCACAGAUUAAAGUAUGGCUGGGCGAUAUAGAGAGUCGAAUUUUGCAAUUUCUUCGACCAAAUACAGCGAUAUCGCGGUGAUAUUGUCGGGUUGACUAUUGGUGCUUUCACAAAACAUUCACACAAUGGGUUUUGGAUGACUAAUCAUCAAUAACUUAGAUAUAAUGACUAAUUAUAAUGCAGCCUUAUUUGAUAUCAAUAUAAUAUUGAUAUAUUGCCCAGCCCUAGAUUAAAGUCACAGACCGAAAGAACCAUUAGAUAUAAAACAAUUGAAGUUGUAUCUCUAUGGACUAAAGUGAGCUCGGUGUUCAUCUCGACGUCGGAGAAAGAAGAAACCUCUCCAUUGGCUGAGGUGGAGCUGAUGAAAUCUGACCCGUGCUAAUUUGAUAAGAACAUAAUAGGAUUGAUUAGCUGAUCCUAAGUCAAAUGGGCUCAAUGAGCUGCAGGGAUAGAGAGGAGAGAUAGUGAAACCGCUCCAGUCACUGAUAAGUCCGCCACUACACACACACACGCACACACACUUCAACAUUGGAGGAAGCUUCCUCUUCUUCUUCCAACCCCCCGAGCUCCAUGUCAUUAGCUGAGUUUUUAUUAACGCCAUGUUUCGUUGAUCUGUUUGCCCACCAGGUGACACACGAGGGGCGUUGUUGUUUUUCUCGAGGGACCAACGGAUGAACCGGAGAGUCUGUGAAAUCACUUUACAGGACAGCAAACAAAAAGAAAGAGAAUCUUUAUCUGAACGUAAAAUGAACUCUGCCCAUGAUUUUGGUUCUUGAAUACAGCUGGUUGGAUAUGCUUAAUUUUGCUUCACCACAUCUUUGUAAAUAUGUGUAAUUAUUAAAAAUGAUACUGGUUUUCCGUGAA
Molecule: messenger RNA, 7206 nt
Organism: Etheostoma spectabile (orangethroat darter)
Lineage: Eukaryota; Metazoa; Chordata; Actinopteri; Perciformes; Percidae
Product: protein kinase C zeta type
Exons: 15
Coding region: 730-1977 (415 amino acids)
Biological process (GO): protein phosphorylation
Molecular function (GO): protein serine/threonine kinase activity; ATP binding
Source: RefSeq, a predicted model, not a curated record